CAAUCACAUCAGUAAUCACUCUCUCGAUCUCUCUUUCUUUCUCCGCUUUUGCUUUUCCCUCCAAAAGUUGCUAACAAAAGUGAGAGAGAGUGACAAUGGACGAUUCCGAAAAACGCAUUUCGCCUCAAAACUUCCCAUCAAAGCUCACUUUCUAUGUCGCUAUUUGUUGGUUCCUCGCCGCCUUUGGUGGCCUCAUGUUUGGCUAUGACAUUGGCAUCUCUGGUGGAGUGACUGCCAUGGACGAUUUCCAGAUCAAGUUCUUCCCGAAAGUGUACGAGAAGAAACUCCAUGCCAAAGAAGACAACUACUGUAAAUACGAUGACCAGAACCUUCAGCUCUUCACCUCUUCACUCUACCUCGCCGCCCUUGUCUCCAGCUUUGGCGCCUCCAAAGCCUGCGAAAAGUUCGGCCGGAAGCCCACCAUUCUCAUCGCUUCCGUGUUUUUCCUCGCCGGAGCUGCCCUCAGCGCCGCCGCCAUGGACGUCGCCAUGCUCAUCGUUGGCCGAAUUCUCCUCGGUGUUGGCGUAGGAUUCGGUAACGAGGGAGUUCCCCUGUUUUUAUCGGAGAUAGCUCCGGUGAAGCACAGAGGAGCGGUCAACAUCCUUUUCCAGCUCUUUGUCACGAUCGGAAUCCUCUUCGCCAACUUGGUCAACUUCGCGGUCUCGAAGAUCCACCCGUACGGCUGGCGAAUCUCCCUCGCCAUCGCCGGCGCACCGGCGGCGGGACUCUUCAUCGGCUCGAUCGUCAUCUCCGAGACGCCGACCAGCCUCGUGGAGCGGAACAAGCUGGAGCAGGGGCACAAAACCCUAAAAAAAAUCAGGGGAGUCGACAACGUGGACGCCGAAUUCAACCAGAUCAAGGCCGCCUGCGAGGCCGCCAAGCAGGCCAAAAGCCCAUUCAAGGAGCUGAUGAAGAGAUCCAGCUUCCCUCCCUUAAUCAUCGGAAUCCUGCUCCAGGUUUUCCAGCAGAUGACCGGAAUCAACGCCAUCAUGUUCUACGCCCCUGUUCUCUUCCAGACCGUAGGGUUCAAGAACGACGGCUCCCUCCUCUCCGCCGUCAUCACCGGCGUCGUCAACGUCGUCAGCACCGUCGUCUCCGUCGUCGCCGUCGAUAAGGUCGGCCGCAAGGCCCUCCUCCUCGAAGCCUGUGUCCAGAUGUUCAUCUCUCAGAUGGCGAUUGGGUUCAUUCUGCAUCUGAAUCUGACGGCGACGGGGUCGCUGACGAAGGUGGAAGCCGGCGUGGUGGUGUUCCUUGUGUGUUUCUUCGUAAUGGGCUUUGCGUGGUCUUGGGGCCCAUUGGGCUGGCUGAUUCCUAGCGAGACUUUCCCGGUGGAGACUCGAGCGGCGGGUUUCGCCUGCGCGGUGAGCUCCAACAUGCUCUUCACCUUCGUCGUGGCACAAGCUUUCUUGUCCAUGAUGUGCCAUUUGAAGGCCUACAUCUUCUUCUUCUUCGCGGCCUGGAUCUUUGUGAUGGGACUCUUCGUCGUCUUCCUCUUGCCGGAGACCAAGGGAGUCCCCAUCGACGCCAUGAACGAAAGGGUCUGGAAGAAGCACCCUGUCUGGAAAAAAUUCAUGGAUUGAUUGAUAACAACAACACAAAAAAUUGCAACCCGCCAUUGAAGAAGCUCUUGGAGAAUUGGAAGAUAUAUGGUUUCCGCAGAGAGCAGAGCCACACAAAAAAGGAGGAAAAAGAGGAAAAGAUUCAAUCUUUUUUAAUUUCAAUACUUGUAACGAAUCAGUUAUUUUCAUUCUUUCACUUCUAUCUUUUAGUCUCGUGAUAAUGCUCUAAGAGCUAAGAGUUAUUUGUUCCAACACCGGCAUAAAGAAAUUGUUAUGUUAGAGAAAUAGUUGUUUGGCUUUAUAGAAUCAAUCAAAGAAAACAAACACAAAAAUUCAGAGCAGAAUUUCCAAUUUCGAUUUCCUUCUAUCUUUGUCUCUGUUUCCUCGCUAUCUCUACUACCAUGGCUUAUUAUUAGUACACAGAGAAGGAACUGUGAGGGAAGGUGGGAAUCUAGACUGAAGUGUACAUCAUUUGGACGGAUUGGCGCCAAAUUCAGGCAAAUCCGACGUGGAAGAGGAUUGCCAUGGCGAGGAGAAGCGCUUGAGCGAUGGAAGCCAUGGAAGAGGCCGCGGUGUUCGAACUAGGGCCUGGGGAUUGUGCAGAAGACAGAGUUGGGGCUGCCAUGGAAGAAGCGGGAGAAGAUGAAGGUGUCGCGGUGGUGGGAAGGACGUUGAUGUCGACUCUCUGGCCGGACUGACAGUGGCCAUUGACGCCGCAGAUGAAGUAGUGGUGGCCGCGGGUGGUUAUGGUGAUGGAAUCGUUCCCUGUGGUGUACGUGGCCAGUGGAGCUGUGGUGUUGCAGGCUCUGUACAUGGCGUGUGUCACUCUCAUCACGUUGUGGAAUUGUGGGUUGUACUCGAAACCUGAUAAGUCAGUGGCAAAGGCCAUUGUGGAGUAGCCUUCUUCCAAUAACUUGCAUUUUCAUCGACAGUGAAAAAUGGAGGAAAACCCCCAUCAUUCUCUAGUUCUUUUCUUUCAUUUAUAGGGAUUUCUUCACAAAUGUAAGAUUCGGCGCGGGAAAGAGAAAGAACAGAUCAGUCGACGGCAUAAUCAUCAUGCAACGCACGAGCACAGUGGGUUGUGGGAUAAGAAAGUUGUCGCUUUUAAGAUGCUUAAUUCCAAAGGUGGGUGGUUGUUUACUUUCCAGAUCCCGAAGUUCUGACAGUGACAUACAUAAUCAUCAAACUGAAGCAUGCGAGUAAGGAUUUGAGUGAGAAGAAAGAUUGUGCCUGCGUGCCUUAGGGGACCAUCAGAAAUGGGUGUGAGUGGAUGGAUUGAGUUGGGCCAAAAAAACAUUCCUUUGAGGAAAUUGGAGACACUACUUCCCACAGAUCACAACUCAGCAGAAGACUACAAACAGUUCUUGGAUGAAUUGGAAAUCCACUGAAUCAACAAGGGGAGCCAUAAAUCAAAGGGGGGAGACAGGAAAAUCCAAGUGGGUCAAUGAAAUGAAUCAGAAAGCACUGAACUUUCAGCAAAUUAACUAAAACAGAGAACCCCCGCAAAGUUUGCAUGCAGCAGGGGAAGUCUCUCUCAGAGGAAAUUAAACAAAC
Messenger RNA from Linum tenue, 3113 nucleotides. NCBI's taxonomy places the organism in Eukaryota, Viridiplantae, Streptophyta, Magnoliopsida, Malpighiales, Linaceae. The record is from the annotation of a GenBank genome assembly.